GUUUGAGGCUGUCAGCUCUGGAGGCUGUGAGACCCCUGAUUUCCCACUCCACACCUCUAUAUUUCUGUGUGUGUGUCUUUAAUUCCUCUAACGCUCAGGCCCGCUCAGUUAGGGUCUCCCUGACCAAGCUGGUCUUGGCACCUGUCUCUACAGAAAAACACAAAAAUUAGCCAAGCAUAGUGGUAUGCAACUGUAGUCUCAGCUAUUUGGGAGGCUGAGGUGAGAUGAUCACUGCAGGGUGGAAGGCAGAGGCAGAGCCAUGAUCGUGCCACUGCACUCCAGCUUGGGCAGCAGAGCAAGUCCUCAUGUCAAAAAAAAUUAUAUCUUAAAAUCCGGAGGGAUUAAUAUAAUGCAUCACUAAGUAUAAAAAGCAAGGUACACAGUAAUGUGUAUUAUAUGAUCCAAUUUUUGUGAAAGACAAAACAAAUUAAAAUUUGUAAAUAUUAUAUAUAGGUUUGUAUGAGCAUAGAGAAAGAUAUAGAAAUGUACAGAACAGGCUGUUCAUCUCAGAAACCAGGAUCUGAAAAGAGUUGAGGAACUAAAGUUAACUUUUUAACCAUAACUGUUUGGUUUUACUAGUUAGGAUGAGAUUUAUAAUUUUAUUACGUUUUUAACUUAUAAAGAAACUAUAAAGAAAGACUCCAGCUGCCAACAUGUACGUGUAAUUGUAAAAUAAAGUCUGGGAGUAAUCCAGUGGGUGUGGCUUAAAGACAUAGAUCACGUGUGGAAUUGGAAUUGGAUGUUACACAAGCAAACAAAAUAAAUAUCUGUGCAAUAUAUCUGCUUUAUGCACUCAAGCAGAGAAGAAAUCCACAAAGACUCACAGUCUGCUGGCGGGCAGAGAAGACAGAAACGACAUGAGCACAGCAGGAAAAGUAAUCAAAUGCAAAGCAGCUGUGCUGUGGGAGGUAAAGAAACCCUUUUCCAUUGAGGAUGUGGAGGUUGCACCUCCUAAGGCUUAUGAAGUUCGCAUUAAGAUGGUGGCUGUAGGAAUCUGUCGCACAGAUGACCACGUGGUUAGUGGCAACCUGGUGACCCCCCUUCCUGUGAUUUUAGGCCAUGAGGCAGCCGGCAUCGUGGAGAGUGUUGGAGAAGGGGUGACUACAGUCAAACCAGGUGAUAAAGUCAUCCCGCUCUUUACUCCUCAGUGUGGAAAAUGCAGAGUUUGUAAAAACCCGGAGAGCAACUACUGCUUGAAAAAUGAUCUAGGCAAUCCUCGGGGGACCCUGCAGGAUGGCACCAGGAGGUUCACCUGCAGGGGGAAGCCCAUUCACCACUUCCUUGGCACCAGCACCUUCUCCCAGUACACGGUGGUGGAUGAGAAUGCAGUGGCCAAAAUUGAUGCAGCCUCGCCCCUGGAGAAAGUCUGCCUUAUUGGCUGUGGAUUCUCGACUGGUUAUGGGUCUGCAGUUAACGUUGCCAAGGUCACCCCAGGCUCUACCUGUGCUGUGUUUGGCCUGGGAGGGGUCGGCCUAUCUGCUGUUAUGGGCUGUAAAGCAGCUGGAGCAGCCAGAAUCAUUGCGGUGGACAUCAACAAGGACAAAUUUGCAAAGGCCAAAGAGUUGGGUGCCACUGAAUGCAUCAACCCUCAAGACUACAAGAAACCCAUCCAGGAGGUGCUAAAGGAAAUGACUGAUGGAGGUGUGGAUUUUUCGUUUGAAGUCAUCGGUCGGCUUGACACCAUGAUGGCUUCCCUGUUAUGUUGUCAUGAGGCAUGUGGCACAAGCGUCAUCGUAGGGGUACCUCCUGCUUCCCAGAGCCUCUCAAUAAACCCUAUGCUGCUACUGACUGGACGCACCUGGAAGGGGGCUGUUUAUGGUGGCUUUAAGAGUAAAGAAGGUAUCCCAAAACUUGUGGCUGAUUUUAUGGCUAAGAAGUUUUCACUGGAUGCGUUAAUAACCCAUGUUUUACCUUUUGAAAAAAUAAAUGAAGGAUUUGACCUGCUUCACUCUGGGAAAAGUAUCCGUACCGUCCUGACGUUUUGAGGCAAUAGAGAUGCCUUCCCCUGUAGCAGUCUUCAGCCUCCUCUACCCUACAAGAUCUGGAGCAACAGCUGGGAAAUAUCAUUAAUUCUGCUCUUCAGAGAUGUUAUCAAUAAAUUACACAUGGGGGCUUUCCAAAGAAAUGGAAAUUGAUGGGAAAUUAUUUUUCAGAAAAAUUUAAAAUUCAAGUGAGAAGUAAAUAAAGUGUUGAACAUCAGCUGGGGAAUUGAAGCCAACAAACCUUCCUUCUUAACCAUUCUACUGUGUCACCUUUGCCAUUGAGGAAAAAUAUUCCUGUGACUUCUUGAAUUUUUGGUAUCUUCAUAAUCUUUAGUCAUUGAAUCCCAGUGGAGGGGACCCUUUUACUUGCCCUGAACAUACACAUGCUGGGCCAUUGUGCUUGAAGUCUUCUAACUCUGUCUCAGUUUUCACUGUUGACAUUUUCCUUUUUCUAAUAAAAUGUACCAAAUCCCUAGGGUAAAAGCUAGGGUAAGGUAAAGGAUAGACUCACAUUUACAAGUAGUGAAGGUCCAAGAGUUCUAAAUACAGGAAAUUUCUUAGGAACUCAAAUAAAAUGCCCCACAUUUUACUACAGUAAAGGGCAGUGUUUUUAUGACUUUUAUACUAUUUCUUUAUGGUCGAUAUACAAUUGAUUUUUUAAAAUAAUAGCAGAUUUCUUGCUUCAUAUGACAAAGCCUCAAUUACUAAUUGUAAAAACUGAACUAUUCCCAGAAUCAUGUUCAAAAAAUCUGUAAUUUUUGCUGAUGAAAGUGCUUCAUUGACUAAACAGUAUUAGUUUGUGGCUAUAAAUGAUUAUUUAGAUGAUGACUGAAAAUGUGUAUAAAGUAAUUAAAAGUAAUAUGGUGGCUUUAAGUGUAGAGAUGGGAUGGCAAAUGCUGUGAAUGCAGAAUGUAAAAUUGGUAACUAAGAAAUGGCACAAACACCUUAAGCAAUAUAUUCUCCUAGUAGAUAUAUAUAUAUACACAUACAUAUAUACACAUAUACAAAUGUAUAUUUUUGCAAACUUGUUUUCAAUCUAGAACUUUUCUAUUAACUACCACGUCUUAAAAUCAAGUCUAUAAUCCUAGCAUUAGUUUAAUAUUUUGAAUAUGUAAAGACCUGUGUUAAUGCUUUGUUAAUGCUUUUCCCACUCUCAUUUGUUAAUGCUUUCCCACUCUCAGGGGAAGGAUUUGCAUUUUGAGCUUUAUCUCUAAAUGUGACAUGCAAAGAUUAUUCCUGGUAAAGGAGAUAGCUGUCUCCAAAAAUGCUAUUGUUGCAAUAUCUACAUUCUAUUUCAUAUUAUGAAAGACCUUAGACAUAAAGUAAAAUAGUUUAUCAUUUA
Messenger RNA from Gorilla gorilla gorilla (western lowland gorilla), 3324 nucleotides. It is a transcript of the gene ADH1B, whose product is annotated as alcohol dehydrogenase 1B (class I), beta polypeptide. Gene Ontology annotation, molecular function: zinc ion binding; all-trans-retinol dehydrogenase (NAD+) activity. Gene Ontology annotation, biological process: retinol metabolic process; retinoic acid metabolic process. The transcript has 10 exons. The record is from RefSeq and is a predicted model, not a curated record. Gene Ontology annotation, cellular component: cytosol. The coding region runs from base 858 to 1985 and encodes 375 amino acids. NCBI's taxonomy places the organism in Eukaryota, Metazoa, Chordata, Mammalia, Primates, Hominidae.